UGCAGACAUCCGCUUGACAACGGCAUCGACAACUUGAUGUUGCCGACCACCGACCUCAGUUCGUCUUUUGUUGCUUGAGAAUUGCUCUACUUUUUCUACCUCUUUACUUAUACCUAAUAAUACGAACCUUGACCUCGGUCCCGAACCCGACUCGAUUGACGCGCCAGGCGGGAGAGCAAUUCCCGAUUCACGAUAGAAACAGGCAACUGCUACUGCUCUCUCCCUCAAGUGCUGUUCCCCUAAAAGAUGUCACGACGCCUUCGACUUUGCGAUACGUAGCACCAUUCCCGACCGACCUACCGACCGAGUCCGAUCAUUUUGCAACCCGCGCCCCUCCCGACUUUACGACUACUGAAUAGUAUACAGCAGAUUCCACACAAUGAGCAGGGCCGAGCGAUUCGAGGACGAGAAGCGGAGGAUCAUUGAGAGUUGUUUCAACAAGAAAGAUGACGACGGCUCCAGUAGGCACGCCACAAGACAAAGCAAUAAUAAUAACAAGACGACAACAGGCAUUGACAAUGAUGAACUAGCUAUUGAAACAUACAUCACCCACAUCCGCAUCACCGAGUUCUCGACACACCCGACCUCGCCCCCGCCGCCCCAGGCACGAACCCCUAAUACCGAAAAGCCUCGCAUCAUCAUCGUCGCUGUGCGCAAGUCCGGCCGCGUGCGCCUGCACAAGUCCAAGGAGAACCCCAAUGGCACCUUUUCCAUCGGCAAGACAUGGUUCCUCGACGACCUAUCCGACAUCGAGUCCUUCACCAGCCCGACCGCCAGCCCCAACUUCCGCGAGUGGGCCGGCGAUGUGGGCUUCAUCGUCACCCUGGGGAAGCCCUACUACUGGCAGGCCCAGACCGACAAGGAGAAGAAGUUCUUCAUUGCCAGUCUGAUCAAGAUCUACGGCAAGUACACCGGCGGCCGCGUGCCCAGGCUGAUAGGCUUCGACCAGCGUGAACUCGAUCAAGUGUUGGGUGGUGCGCAGGCGCCGAGGCGACCAGCAGAUAGGGGCCCGCCUUCGAGAUCCGGCACUCAGAUCGACCAGCAAGGGGCUAUUCCUCCUCCUUCGAGAUCGGCCACAUUCGAUAACCCACCAUCGCGAUCUGGACCCUUGGACCACCCUCCCUCGAGAUCCGCCACCUUGGACACUGCUCCUAGUAGCGGCAAUGUCUCCAUGACAUCCGGAUAUGGCUCGUUCCCAGCUCAACCACCUCCGCCCGCCGGGCCACCGCCCUCUGCGCCUCCCCCUGGACCUCCUCCUAGCCGCCCGGUUCUCGACAGGAUGCCUUCUCGCACCAACUUGGUUCCUAACAGCAGAGAAAGGGGACCGUCGCCAUCCAGGAGUAUGCAGUCAAGCAAUGUGAGGUCGCAAGAGGACCUGCCGCUGAGAAGGAUGAACUCCAACCAGAGCCAGGAUUCGAGGGCACCUUCGUUGGCGGCAAGGACCGAGGAUAGUUCUAGUCUGCGUCCAGGGUCUAGAGCUGGUACGAAUGGAGACUCCAAGUUUACUACCCCUGAACCUGCCAGGGCCCCGACACCUUCUGCGCCAGCUGAGGCUCCAGAAAGGAAGCGACCACCCAUGGACCCUCUGCGCCCAUUGCAGCCAGAUAACGGUUUGGUCCCGGCACCAUUGUUGAGCCCUGGCCUGCGGGGACGGGGAGACGUUCCGGCACCAUUGAUGAGUCCUGGUCUACGAGGACCGGGGGUCCCACCACCGUUGAUGAGUCCUAGUCUACGAGGACGGGGAGACCCGGUCCUGCCUCCUCCGCGAAGCGUGGACCGUAUGAUUCCUCGCAAGAACUCGGUACUCACCCAAAACGAGCCGCAGCGGGCACCAUCCCCUGCCCCACCUGUGGCCGACCAAGUAGUUACACCUAUUGAACCCAGGAAGAUUGAGCUCCCCGUGAGCGUGGCUCCUAGUCCGACCGCGAGCACGCCUGCUUCAAUCAAGUCACCCGUCUCUGAGGGCGCAGCCGAAUCCCCAGAACAGAGUCGACCAGGUCUCGGACCCAUGAUCAAAUCCAAAAAGUCCAAGGUACAGAUUGCGGGCGCUAUCUGGAAGGCGGCAACGGCAGCGUCUGCCUUUAAGCCGAGGCCGGGCGGUGCAGCUGAUCGUCUAAGGAAUCUGACCAAGAAUCCCGAAGGGCCAGACGGCAUCACCAGUGUCGUCCCGGCACCACCCAGGCCAACUUCCUCGCAGAAGCAGGAUCAUCCGGCCCCUGAUGGUCAGGCAAAGCCAGCUGAUGGGAAGGCUGGAGUUCCCGGGGUGAAGGUGACGGAUCCCAAGGGCAAGGCGGAGGAUGCGCCCAAGGACAAGAAGAAGGACGAACCGCUUGAGCCAGAGGAACCCCAGCGGGCGAUUGUUGCUGGCAACGAUAUUAAGUACCUUACCACGCUCGGCAUUGACCCCUCUAUCCUCGAUACCAAAACGACCGAGUUUGCCAAAUGGCUGGACUACUUUGGCUGGGUGCCCGGUAAGCAGAUGCGGUCUCGCAACUUUGACGAGAUGAGGAUCGAUGUCGACCGCGAGCUUAGCAAGGCCCAGGCGGGCGGCUGGCUGGCACGCUUCCAGGAGGAGGAUGAGAGGGUGGAUGCUAUCAAGAAUGGCAUUGAUGUGGCGAUUGCGGAGUGUGACGAGCUUGAUAACUUGCUUACAUUGUACAGUGUUGAGUUAUCUACGCUCUCGGACGAUAUUGCCUAUAUCGAAGCUCAAGGCCAAGGUCUCCAGGUCCAGGCUGCAAACCAGAAGCUACUCAAGAAGGAAUUGGAGUCGUUGUUGGCUACAUGCGCCAUCAGCGAGUCGGAUCUCGCCGCUCUGAAGGUUGCGCCACUUGAGACUGCAACCGGCGUGGAGGAGAUUGAAUUGGCCCUUGUCACCUUGUUCAAGGCCAUGAUGAAGAUCGAUCCCGCAAUGGGUGCUAUCGAAGGACGCAGGAGUGAGGAUGGAAGCGGUGGCCAAGCCAUCGGCCUCAACAGCGACUAUGGAAACAUGCGCAUCGUUCAGGAGAAGAGGGAGAUGUACAUGGCAGAGAGCACCAUGUUCAUGCGCAGACUGAUGGAGUUCAUGGCACGACGAUUCGAGGAUGCCUUCCGGGCUACCAAGAUGGCGUUGGAUAACGCGCUCUCGAAGAAAGUCGACCCUCGCAACCAUGAAGCUGGCAGGGAUAUCCUCUGGAUGUACAGCCCGCUUAUUCUCUACGCCAAGGAAGUCGAUGUUGCCAACUGGGACCGCAUUAUGCAGAUAUAUCAAGAUAUCAGCCACCCGAUUUAUAAGGCUGAGUUCAGGGAGGCGAUGGAGUCGUGGAAGAAGAACGCGAGGAAGAUGACUGGCGAAGAGACGGCCGAACUGCUAUUCACUUCGGGACAAGAGAAGAAGGAAGAAGGCAUUGCCCUUGCGGCAAGAAAGCUUACCGUCAAGCGAAGUCAGACACUGGCGAGAACCCUCCGUUCGCAGGUCGGUGAAGGAAGGGCCGCCGCUGCUGUGGAGAAGACUCCAGAUAGCAGAGCUCUCCCUUACGAAGUGUUUGCUGGCGUUCUGGACGAUCUUCUCCCCCUGGUCGAGAUGGAGCAGAACUUUGUCGUCGAUUUCUUCCAUGCCUCGACUCUGGAGCAGGUCGAUUUCCCUGAUCUUGUGGUUGCAUCCCGGCCACAGGAUCGACGCGGAAACGAUCUCAAGCGCCAUCGCAUGAUGGAACCGGAUCGUGAUCUGGCACGCAGGAUUACCCGUGCGAUGGAGGUCAUUUUUAUGUUCUUUGAUAAGAACUUGCAGAACCUGAUGGACUGGGUGUUGAUGAUGGAUCCUUUACAAGGUGUGGGUGUUUUGGCUACGCUGGAGCGCAAGAUGGCAGACAUCAGCCAAAGCAACCAAGACUAUCUCAACACCGUUCUACAGAAGCUCCAUGGCAACCUCGAGACCAAGUUCAAGAAGUUUGUUGACGAGCAGGUUCGCGCAAUCGAGGAGACCAAGGUCAAGAUCAAGAAGCGCAAGGGCGUUAUCCACUUCAUGCGCAUCUUCCCCCAGUUCUCUUCGGCCGUUGAGAACAUGCUCUCCUCCAGCGCUGCUGCAGGCGGCAACACCAUGGAAUCCCCCGUCUCCGCCAGCAACCUCACGGUCCGCCGCAUGAUCGACCGCGAGUACGACCGCAUCAUCAAGACCAUGUUCGACUCGCUCAAGGUCAUUGCGCGCGAGAACCCGGCCGUGUCCACCCUCCCCACCACCGGUGGCGGCGGCUCCAGCAGUUUCCCGUCCUUCCCCGGCAGCAGCGGCGCCGCCUCCAUGAUCAGCAGCGUCAACAUCAACCUCGGCAGCAGCUUGCGCGGCUCCUCGGGUGCCGAUACGGAAGAGGACAAGGAGGCCCUCAACUUCCACAUCCUGCUGAUUGAGAACAUGAACCACUUCAUCGAGGAGGUCGACAACCCCAGGGGCCUCGAGGUGCUUGACGACUGGCGCGAGGCCGCCCAGCAGGAGCUCGUAGAGCACCUGAACCUUUACCUCAACGCCGUCAUGCGCAGACCGCUGGGUAAGCUGCUCGAGUACCUCGAGAACAUCGAGGCCCAGCUGGCGGCUGGAAAGAACCCCGGCGCCGUGGCCGCGCAGGCGAGUAAUGCUAAGUCCACCUUUAAUAAGGUGUUGAGCGGGUAUGAUGGGAAGGAAGUCCGCAAGGGUAUUGAGACGCUGAGGAAGAGAGUGGAGAAACACUUUGGUGGUGAUGAUGAUGCCCCCGGUGGGGACGGCGCGAGCGCGAUUACCACUGGUAGCAGCGGAUCUAGGGUGGUGGGCGGGGGUAACAGGAGUCUGGUGAUGAGGGUGUUGAAGGAGUGCGAGAGGUUCUAUGGAGAAGUGGAGAUGAGGGUGGGCAAGAUCACGACGGAGGUGUAUGGUGGUGAGGUGUUGUGGGAGUGGCCGAGGGCGGAGGUGAAGAGUGCUUUUAGUCAUGUGGGGAGGUGAGUGGGUGGGUUAGUUGAGAUGUCAAGGAGGAGAGAGGGAAUGUUGUCGUAGUUACCCGGCGGAUAGUCUCGGGGUUUUGGAAUGCAUAGUAUAUAUAUUAUUAUUAUCUGGCGUGUUGCCCAGCUUUAUAUCUUUGGAAGGUACUGGGGGGCAAGAUAGGAGACCAUCAGGUG
This is a messenger RNA of Neurospora tetraspora, 5118 nucleotides long. RefSeq names its product exocyst complex component Sec3-domain-containing protein. Lineage: Eukaryota; Fungi; Ascomycota; Sordariomycetes; Sordariales; Sordariaceae. Gene Ontology annotation, cellular component: exocyst; plasma membrane. The transcript is spliced from 3 exons. The coding region runs from base 380 to 4945 and encodes 1521 amino acids. Gene Ontology annotation, biological process: exocytosis; Golgi to plasma membrane transport. Gene Ontology annotation, molecular function: phosphatidylinositol-4,5-bisphosphate binding. The record is from RefSeq and is a predicted model, not a curated record.